Messenger RNA from Numida meleagris (helmeted guineafowl), 1856 nucleotides. It is a transcript of the gene NR2C2AP, whose product is annotated as nuclear receptor 2C2 associated protein. The transcript has 5 exons. The record is from RefSeq and is a predicted model, not a curated record. Bases 126 to 548 code for a protein of 140 amino acids. Lineage: Eukaryota; Metazoa; Chordata; Aves; Galliformes; Numididae.
GUGGGGUCGGGGGCAGCUGGGGUAUUCCUGUUUCUCGGGGUUCCUUAAAGCUGCUCGGAUGCCCGCGGGGUUCCCCGCUGCUGCUCAGGGGUCCCCGUUGCCGUCCAGGUCCGUCGCACGCAGCGAUGCCCGCGGAGCCCUUGGUGUGCGCUGACACGGCCACGCGGGUGAGCUCGGUGCUGAACCGCGACGUGAAGCAGUUCGGGAAGAAGCACAUGUUCGACGCCAACGAGGAGACGUGCUGGAACUCGGACCAGGGCGCGUGCCAGUGGGUCACCCUGGAUUUCCCCCGCACCGUCAGAGUCUCACAGCUCCACAUCCAGUUCCAGGGGGGGUUCUCCAGCCGGCUGUGCACGCUGGAAGGCUGCAGAACGGGUGAAGAACUGGCGAAAAUAUCUGACCUGUACCCCGAGGACAACAAUGCCAUGCAGAGAUUCCAGGUGGAGGAGACAGCGCUGGAUAAGUUGAAGAUCACCUUUGAGAACAGCACCGACUUCUUUGGACGCAUCGUGGUGUACCACCUCCAGGUGCUGGGGGAGAGGCUGUAGGGCAGCAGUUGCUCACCCAUCGCAUGCAUUCCCCUGCAGGGGAGCUGCUCAUGUGGGGGAAUGGGACAGCAAACCCCCACCAGCAGUGAUGUGCUGCCCCCAGCUGCAUCCCAAAGCGCUGAUGGAGCGGGGACCCCCACCCCAUGGGAUGGCAGAGCAGGAGGGACGCUCGUGCAGAGUGCUACGUGCUGGAAUUGUGAGCCACCUUUGCUGUCUUUUUUGGUGGGAUGCAGCCUAUGCAGAUGGCUGAAUAAAUGAUGGUGUCCCCCAGCUCCUUCCCAGCUGCUCUUUGGGCAAGUGACAGCCCAGGACUGAGCCCCUCGGUGUGUGCCCUGGACUCAGUGCUGUCAGAAUGAUGGUGUGUGGCUUGGGCAUGGGCGAGGAGGAGAAGCUGCCCCCUCCCUGUGCUUUGAUGCUGGCUGUCUCUUGCCUUUGUUAGCCACCCCUGAACCUGGCUGGUUAUAGUGCUGCAUGUAGGGAGGUCUUGGCAAGCUUAUGGGUGUAAGAGCGAGCCAUGCUCUUCAAAGAGACAGCUCUGGAGAGAAAUUGGGGGCAACAGGAGGGUGCUAGCUUUGAAGAGGUUGAUUGGCCCAGUUCCCCUUGGCAGCUGGUGCUGGGAUCGGAGGGCUGGCUGCUGUGACAGGCCAGGGGGAUGCAACUGGGGCAGCAAACAGGGCUCCAAAUGGCUGCUGUAGAGUUUAUUUCCAAAAAUGCAAUACCUGAAUGCACGCACAAAGCAGCUGAGCCUGGACAGAGCAGAAAUGCAGCUGUCCUGAGGAAUGAGUGUCCCUAGGUGCAAGGCAUUGAGGCCGUGCCACCUUCCAGGAGUGGCAGAAAUCUGCUGCAGUUCACAACUUCCUCCACAUGCUCCUUGCUAGAAGCAUCGUGCUGCUGCCUGUUUUGGGACCGCUGGGUCAGACCACGUUGGUCCCUGAGGAGAGCCCUGGGUCGGCCCAGAGAAGUGCCGGUGCUGCAGCAGUGCAGCGUGAGCCACUGUGUCACUCCAGCCCCUUGUUCUGAAACAGCUUGAGGAUGUGAUUUUCAAUAACCUGUUGGACUAAUGAAGGGAAGAAAGAGAAAUGAAACCCAGAGAAGCCAGGGCUGUUAGAUGCCAGUGUCUCUGCGGGCAGGACCUGGUCUCUGUCUAGUUUCUGUUUUCUAGUGGGAAGCUGGAAAACACCAAUCUCCCCUGCUGCCAGCACAGCUCUGGUUUGGAGGGGGAACAAGAGAAUAGGACCCAUUUUGAUUUUUCUGGCUCAGUUUCUCUGUACGGCAGAGAGCUGUGGUGGAAGGUCAAAAAAAAAAAAA